Megalobrama amblycephala (Wuchang bream) is the source of this 4685-nucleotide messenger RNA. RefSeq names its product BCL6B transcription repressor (gene bcl6b). Bases 1222 to 2886 code for a protein of 554 amino acids. Gene Ontology annotation, molecular function: protein binding; DNA-binding transcription factor activity, RNA polymerase II-specific; RNA polymerase II cis-regulatory region sequence-specific DNA binding. The transcript is spliced from 12 exons. NCBI's taxonomy places the organism in Eukaryota, Metazoa, Chordata, Actinopteri, Cypriniformes, Xenocyprididae. Gene Ontology annotation, cellular component: nucleus. Gene Ontology annotation, biological process: regulation of transcription by RNA polymerase II. The record is from RefSeq and is a predicted model, not a curated record.
CCUUCAUGACAAUGGUGUUCCCUAGUGGAUGUGGUCUAUUCCAGAAGGAUAAUGCACCAUGCCACAUUGCACACAUUGUUCAGGAAUGGUUUCAGGAACAGGUGUUGCCCUGGCCUUCACAUUUCCCGAUCUCAAUCCAAUCGAGCAUCUAUGAGAUGUGCUGGACCAAUAAGUUCGAUCCACAGAGGCUUCACCUCACGACCUACAGGACUUGAAGGAUCUGCUCCUAACGUCUACAGGACACCUUCAGGGGUCUUGUAGAGUCUAAUGCCUAGUCAAGCACAUGGGGGACCAACCAAUAUAUAUAUUAAAAAUUUAGCUGACAAUAGUAUGAUGUUCACUUAAAAAUACAUUUUGCAGCAUUAGAUUGCACAGUCCUAAUCUGAUCUUAAGUUUGCCUUCAUUGAACACAAGCUUGUCAGAUGAUCCUUAUGGCAAACCAUAAGGAUGAAGUUGAUGUAUUUGCACAAACUUCCUCUGAGACAAUUUCCCUUGUCCUGGACAGACACCGGGUCAUGCGAGUUUGCUUUGGUUAGCUGAACUCCUGGACAGUGUUGACAGGACUUCUGACCCGUUGACAAUGCACAUAAGCCCACGCAGGCCAACACACCCAACACACUCUAACACACAAACCUACAUUCCCUGGAUUCUCCACAUCCAUACAAACAUUUACAAAACACACGCACCAUGCAUCAAAAAGCACUCUACCCGCUUUCCUGUCAUCAUUAAACACAAAAGAGACUCUAAUACACAACUAUAAAUACUGACACACGGGGGCCUGGAGCCUUUACCCGCUGAGCUUCCAGCGCGUGGGCAGAAUAAGGAAGGUGGAGAGGAGGAUUCAGGUUGGUGUUUUUCCCCCCCUGAUCCGAGACCAUCUAGAGCCCUCAUUCGGUCAUUAUAAGAAGCGCCACAAAACUGACCUAGGAGCAGUGUGAAAAAGCAGCUUAACUAACACAGGAAAUAAACACCCUGACUGAAUGAGACUUCCUGCACAGCGUUAUAAAGGAUACUCUCUCUUAGGUCAGACUGGUCAGUUUUUCAGAGACACGUUUCAGUGAGAGAGUCUUGAUCGUGUGUGUGCGGCUUGUUUGAAACUGGGAUCAGAAGAGAGGGGCUGUAAGAACAGGGCGGUGUGUGUUCUCGUCCCUGCUGGUCGGGGUACGAGUAGGGAGCUGGCCUCCCCAAAUAGAUCUGAAUCUCAUUUUGCCAGGUAAAUUAAUGCAGAUGGAAGAAGAACACAGAAGCCCCUCCGAGCAAGCUGCAGCCGCCCAUGUGAUGGAGGUGAAAGGCUACAUUAAGGAGUUCACCCGCCACUCUAAGGACGUGUUGUUGAACUUAAAUGAACUGCGGCAUCGGGACAUCCUUACAGACGCCACGCUGCUCGUGGGCACCACCACGCUGCGCGCCCACUGCGCCGUGCUCAUCGCAUGCAGUGGAUUCUUCUACACUCUGUUCUCUCGGCGAGCAGCUGGUGCUUGUGGUCAGCGGGGGUUUUCUCUUGCCCUGCCGGAGGAGCUGGAUGCAGGGAGCGUGUCCCUGCUGCUGGACUUCAUGUACACCUCCUGCCUCCCACUCACGCCCCGGACGGUAUCUGGAGUGCUCACCGCUGCCACCUACCUGCAGAUGGAGCAUGUCGCAGACACCUGCCGAGCAUUUAUUCAGCACAGUGAAAGGAUCACUGUGAGUCCCUCUUUGAUGGAGCCAGCCUCCAGAGCGCCCCUCGGUGGAAGGUCACCGCCUGCUCAUCCUACCAUCUUCUCCUCCCCCUCCAGGCCUGCUGCUGAGGCAGAAGAUCCUAUCCCAGACCGAGCCAGGGUUCCAAGUGAGAGCUUUGCCUCGCUGGAUCCAGGGACUCAGACCCUAAAAUUAGAGGAAACAUCACCUCUAACUCCCUCCACACCAUCCCCAGACAGUCCUUCCCAUUCCAGCGGGCAGCCCAACUCACCUGCUGAGUCCAGCGGCUGCAGUCUCUCUCCUCAACUAAAGAAGCGAUCUGAAUGUAAGCCUAAUCCUGACCCAAAGGCCUGUAACUGGAAGAAGUACAAGUAUAUUGUCCUCAACCCUCUGUGCGCCACGCCUAUAAAGGAGGAGGGGCCUGGAGAGGAGCUUCAAGCACAAAGCCACGCCCCCUUUGUCAAUGAAAGGAUGGAUGCCUCAUCUAAAACAGCCAAUAACAUUUUGACAGGGCAGGAGUCUGGACUGAACAAUAGGAAAACAUUGUCUCUUCCAUAUAACACAUCACAGCAAAAAAUAUCUUUUACUCCCCAUCAUGUUGUGGACCGCCAUUUGCAACCCCUGACCCUUUCAAUCAGUGAGGAUAAAGGUUUCUGCAGUCCUUAUGUUUGUACCCAAAUAGACAAUCAGAAUCAUUUAUUGGGCCAACAUCCAAUCAAAUUUGAGAACCUCUCCACACAGCUCAGUUACACUGGAAAUCAAGGCAUAAACACAAAACCUUCCUGCUCAGGAGACAAGCCUUACCGCUGUAAUGUGUGUGGGGCGCAGUUCAACCGGCCUGCGAAUUUAAAGACUCAUUCUCGCAUCCACUCUGGAGAAAAGCCCUACCGCUGCGACACAUGCGGAGCCAGAUUUGUUCAGGUCGCUCACCUGCGUGCUCAUGUUCUGAUCCACACCGGGGAAAAGCCGUACCCAUGUAACACCUGCGGGACACGUUUCCGCCACCUGCAGACGCUGAAGAGCCACCUGCGCAUCCACACCGGAGAGAAGCCUUACAGCUGUGAGAAAUGUCACCUGCACUUCCGUCAUAAGAGUCAGCUGAGGCUCCAUCUGAGACAGAAACACGGCGCAAUAACCAACACCAAGAUCCGCUACAAGGUUCUGUCAGACCCGUACCAACCUGGACCCACCCUGCUACAAGCUGGCUAAGGGGCACAGUCAAAACAUCGCAGGCACCGUAGCGAUAUGCUCACUCUGCAGAUAGGUCAAGACCGAAAUGCUUAGGCUGAAGAUUGAUGGAUCUAUGAAACAGUAUUGUAAAGAGUUUAAAGAGGUGGAGUGCUGCAUUCGAGGAGAGCUUGACUAAAAAUAUACCAAUGAAUGUAGUCUUCCAAGAAUGUAGCACUCCUGCGCUAGAUGUGCUGACUAUUAUCUUUAUUAUUUGUUAAAAUAUUAUUUAUUUUGCUUUGCAUACUUUCUGUUCCUCAUGCUAUUUAAUCAUAUUUUAUGCUGUCGCAAAAAGCAUUUUGUUGUCAUAUUGGCCACUUUUUCUGUGGCAGGUUAAAUGGUGCAUAUCAUUGUCAAAAAAUAAGUAUGUAGCCCUGUUCAGAUUGUAAUUGUUUCUUAGGGAUAUAUAUAUUUACAAUUAUAUAAUAUAUAAUUACUUUUGUUAAUUUUAACAAAAUUAAUUAUAUAUUAGCACGGCUAAUCAUUUUACUAGUUGGCCAAGUAUCCAGGUCAAAUGUUAACCUUAUGUAAAUAAGAGGUUGUGUUAACAUUUUUUUCUACUAAUUUCCACAUUGGUAAAAAAAAAAUCCAUCAUUUGGAAAGAUAAAACUUUUUUUAUCAAGUUUAACAAGUUUUAUCACUAAGGAGCUAUGCAAAUGUAUUUUUUCAGUCAUCUCUAUGAGAAACAAUUACCAUCCAAAUAGGAAUUAAAGGUUUGUUCACACCAAGAGCGAUAACUAUAAAGAUAACUAUAACGAUAACUAUAUUAGCAUUGAAACCAGCGCAUAAUAUCGCUUUGUUUAUUCUAUAAGCACGUGCUGCAGUUUUAUCAUCUGUCGCUUUAAAUGGCUCUGAAAGCAGUAUGGAUUCUGAAUGUCUGUUUUUAUUGUUCAAAAACGUGGAAAAAAAACGUUCGGAAAGUGAUUCCACCAGUAUCGUUCUGCUGUGACUUUAUCGUUGUGCUGUGGACUUUUAUAUUUAGAAUGAUUUUUAGCACUUUAUCAUUAUAGUUAUCGUCCUUGUGAAUGAGCCUUAAGACAAUAACAUAAAGCAGGUGAAAUGAAAAUGCUUCAUAUGGAAAGAAUGUAAAAAUCUUUUUGUUGUUAUGAUUUAAAGAUGGUUUGUGGCAGUGUGUGAAGAUAAGAGGUGAAUGAAGGUAAAAAUUAGUGGAUAAGAGGAAUUCUGUAAGAAGGUUGGAAAGAUUAUGAAGGGAAGAUAGAUAAAGAAGAAAGGAAGUGCAAUUAAGGAAUUUUGCAAGUUUGAAAAGGAAGAGAAAGAUUGUUAUGAUUUUUUAUUAACCAAUAUACGGUAAUUUUAAUUUCUGUUUAUUUAUUAUUUUUUUAUUAACUGUUCUGCCUAAAUAGUGUUCUUCUUUGUUCAUGAAUCCAUUCUGGUCCAAUAACCAGAAUGUCAAACUCAAAUAUAACCUCUUAGAUGAUUAUUUACCAGUUAUUCAGUAUUUUAAUGUACUAAUUUAACAGGCCUGGAGCCCAUUUGUGUUUAAGUAACAAAAAGAAAAUUUGCCUCUCAAUGUAACUUUAAAAAAAAAUACUUCUGUUUAAGAGACCAUUUCAUGAUUUUCAUGGUGUAUUAUAGUUUCCAAGAGUCCAAGCAGGUUGAGGACUCGUCAAACUAAUAUACAUGUAAAGAGUGAUGAUGAUGAUGAUAAUGAUGAUGAUGAUAAUGAGGAUAAUGAUAUCAACAAAAUUGUGUUGCGCUCUUUUGCUGGACAAAGACAAGACCUAUUUUAUAUAAAUUAAAGUUAAAUUAAUUUCUUGUUA